CGGGUCUCUCAAAAGAUUGCAGGGUUGUAGCUAGUAGAGAGCAUUGAAAUAGGAAAACAGGGAUUCCAGCGUUAGUUUAUUUGCGAGUAUGCGAUUGUUUUAAUAGAUGAAAAUAGUGGCGCAACGGUAAUUGUAAUUCCCUUGAAGAAAAUAAAACAUCAAAGCUGCCAUUAUGACCUCCGUAACCUCAGCAGUGCGCUCCCUCACGGAGAUGUUUUAUAAGAAAACUCAGGAGUUCAUCGGUGAGAUUGUUAACACUCACAUGGUUUGGCUCGAGGAGAUCCAGCAAGAAGCAAAUAGCAGGUUCACAAGAGAUUUUAAUACAGAACCAGAAUUGAUGCCAAAAACGCCAUCACAGAGAAAAAGAGGUCGCCGGAAGCGUGUAUCUUUAGGGCGCCAGGAAGAWAGUCAGGGAAAGAGAUUUUCAAAAGGAAGGCGCAGUAACCUUCGUGGCUCUGUGGUGAAACCGUUAAACUUUGUUGCUGAAGAAGUAGCCAUUCCCGAGGCUUCCACGUCUGAAGCCAGCGCCGCGUCGAGGCCGAAACGAACAACACGCAAAAACAAACAGACAGAGCUCACGGUGGCAGCUGAUGAGAGCCAGUCGUCCUGUGAGGGUAAUGAAACCGARGAGGUGCAGAAGAAAGAGCAAAUAGAUGAAAAACUGAAGAUUGCUGACAUCAAACUGCAGGAUACUUGCAGCCCCCCUCAGUCUCCCCCUAAGAUCCCAUCACCUGAGGUAACCGUCAAGAUCUCUACAGAGGAACGCUUGUCUGCAGAGUACGCCAUGGAGGCAGAGGCCUCUUCGAACCGUGUUGCUACAAAGAUUGCGAUAGCUGAACCUGCUAAAAGCUCAGGGCGCACCUCGGGACGAUGCUCGCUCAAGCUGCGUCACUCUGUGGCUGGACUUCGGCACAGCAUGACCCAGGAAUCUGUGCGCCGUGCCUCACGUCGCUCAAUGCUGAAGAGGAAGGCAUCUCGCAAGAGCAAGUCUUCGUGCAACAGCAGUGUCACUGCUGAGGAUUCCUGCAUGGAUACUGUAAAUGAGGAUGAAGCACCCAUACCUGGAGUUUCACCUGCAGACUUGGUGGGUAAUGAUGCACCAAAGAUCCAAAAUGAAACAUCAGAGGUAAUUCAAACAAAUAAAUGCGAAGUUCCAUUAAACGUGCGCAUCACUCGCUCUGUGGCUGCUAACUCUCCCAAACUGGCUCCCCCUACAUUAUUUAGCACUGAGCUAAAAGUUAGCACUCCAGUCAAAAAAGCAGCUGAGAAACCGCCACCACAAGCAGAUCGAAGGCCGAGUCGCAGCACUAAACGUAAAGCACCAGAUACUGUAGAAAACAGUCCAUCUAAGAGGUUUUCACCCCCCAAGAAAAGUCAUAGUGCAAUCAAACCCAACAUGAGAUCUUUCCUGCACACUGUGCAGAAGAAUCAGAUGCUCAUGAUGACCCCAAACUCCUCCGGACGUGUUGGGGUGAUGAAGUCUUUCAUCAAACACACCACGCCUUUAAGAGUUGAUCCUAAAGUCAACAUUGGCACAGUGACAAAAGAGCGUCACAAGCUGGAAGCACUCAGGAAGAAGCAGGAGCAAGAGGAGGAGAGGAUGAGGAAGAUGGAGGAAGAGAAGAGACGCAAACAAGAAGAACUUAAAAGGAAGAGAGAUGAGAGGAUAAGAAGAGUGCUUGAGGCCAAAGUUAAAGAAGAGCAGAGGGAGGAAGAAAAGAAAAAGAAAAUUGAACAAAAAAUGGCUCACAUUGAUGAGAAAAAUGAAAAGCGUCUCAUUGAAGAGAAGAAGAAGUUGGCCUUGAAGCGACAGGAGGAGCUGGAGCAGAAGAGGAAGAUGGAAGAGGAGGCCAAGAGGAAGAAGAUUCAACAAGCUGAGGAAGAAAAGCGGCAGCAGGAGCUGGCUGCUAAGAAGGCAGAGGAGGAGGAACAAGCUCGCAGAGAGCUGAAGAUGGAGCAGGAGCGUGAAAGGGAGCUGGAGAGAGAACGACAAGCUGCUGCUGAAAGGGAGAGACUGGAAAAACAGAAAGCUCUUGCUUUGCAGCGUGAAGUGGAAAAGGCAGCGAGAGAGAAAGAAAUGAGGGACUUGGAGGAAAAACGAAAGGCUCUCGAGGAAAGAAGAAAAAUGGAGGAGCAGCAGCGGCUGGCUGCAAAAGAGCAGGCUCUUAAAGAAAAAACAGCAAAGCAGAAAGAAGCUGAUGCUAAACAGACUUCAAACCUGAACGCAACUUUUAAUUUGGAGAACUCUGUAAUGAGCACACCAGURGGAAAAGCUGGAGGCCUGAAUGUUACCGUAGAUUUGAACCCAGCCUCGCCACAGUCAUACGCCAUCACUCCAACUGGUGGCAAUAAAACUGCCAAGGGUUUAGACGACUAUGGAAUGGACCAAAACAGUGACGACUCCACAGAUGAUGAGUCGGCCCCGAGGAAACCCAUCCCAUCCUGGGCAGAAGGUCCCAAUCUGAAGCAGAUCAUUAUGAAGCAGUACUACAAUCCUCCAGAUUUUGACUCCUUCUUUGGGGUCAUUGAGCCACCAAAACUGGAGGACAUAUUUUAUAAAAGCAAACCUCGGUAUUUCAAGCGAACCAGCUCCGCGGUGUGGCACUCACCCCCGUCUGGAGCAAAGUGAUAUUUUCACAUAGAUGCUGGCUGAUCCUGUUUUACACACCGCUGUAUAAAUUUUAUUGUUUGUCUGUUUCAAAUAAAGUGUUUUUUUUUUCCCCUUCCCAUUUUUACAAGAGGUUUAGUCUCACUUUUGUUAGUAGUCAAAAAGACAGUAUGCACAACACUGGAAGUGUGGGCAGUUGUAAUUUGUGUUUGUAUUUUGUGCUUUUAUAGUCAUAUCUGUUCUAAUAAAUGUUUUAAUUGGCAAUUUAUUAGUAAUUAAUUUGAUUUUGAUAAUGAAAGAAAUGCUAGUUCCUAUGUUUAUAAAAAAAGGCUGAGCUAAAGUGUCACGACAAAGUGAGUGAAAAAUUAAAACUGCAUCAAGCUAAUGGGUYAUAUUUAUAGGGUUAACUACCGGUAAUCUUGUAGGCUUAAUAUGUUUUGAGAGAAAUCUACAAUCUGGGACUAUUAUUGUGAAGGGUUGAACUUUGUAAGAUACUCUUAUUGUGGAGGAUGCGUGCCUGCUGCUGUGUUGGCACUGUGAUGGGAGUAAUAAAGUCUACAGGCCUGA
This is a messenger RNA of Austrofundulus limnaeus, 3175 nucleotides long. RefSeq names its product inner centromere protein (gene incenp). Gene Ontology annotation, cellular component: chromosome passenger complex; midbody; kinetochore. The transcript has 22 exons. Gene Ontology annotation, biological process: metaphase chromosome alignment; mitotic cytokinesis; meiotic spindle midzone assembly. Bases 173 to 2629 code for a protein of 818 amino acids. NCBI's taxonomy places the organism in Eukaryota, Metazoa, Chordata, Actinopteri, Cyprinodontiformes, Rivulidae. The record is from RefSeq and is a predicted model, not a curated record.